This is a messenger RNA of Neoarius graeffei (lesser salmon catfish), 2391 nucleotides long. It is a transcript of the gene gxylt1a, whose product is annotated as glucoside xylosyltransferase 1a. The record is from RefSeq and is a predicted model, not a curated record. Bases 149 to 1480 code for a protein of 443 amino acids. Gene Ontology annotation, molecular function: UDP-xylosyltransferase activity. NCBI's taxonomy places the organism in Eukaryota, Metazoa, Chordata, Actinopteri, Siluriformes, Ariidae. The transcript is spliced from 8 exons. Gene Ontology annotation, biological process: protein O-linked glycosylation via N-acetylgalactosamine.
CUGCUAGCAUUAGCCGCGCUGCAGUGAUGUGAAGGUUAGCAGGCCUUGCAGCUCCAGACGGGGAAUCGAACUCGAGAUGUUCAGGUGUCCUCGCCUCUGUAGUCAGCUACACGUCUCGGAGCCGUCAGCCAUGACGUGACUUUUUCAGAUGCGUCAAAAAAUGCGUCGACACGUCCGUGUUGUGUCCGUGUGUGUGAUCGCGGUGUUCGUGUCGGUGCUGUACGUGUUUGAGCAACUCGCGUCCUCUCUGGAGACCGAGGCCGGAUGGCGCGAGCCGCUACCGGGCCGAGGCGCGCGUGCAGCAGGCCUCAGCCAGCCUCGCUCCGAACACAGAGCCUAUUUUUCUCGUUUUGUCAGGUGUAAGUCAAUGUCUGUCACACACUGGAAUCCCUAUUGGAGACUGCCCCGUGAUGUUUGUGGAAAGAACUGCUUUAUGGAGUCGGCUCGUAGGUAUGCUACGGAUAAAACAUCGUUCGAGGUGGACAGAGGUGAGCCGGUCAGGUUGGCAGUGGUGGCAUGUGGCCCCAGGCUGGAAGAGACUCUCACCAUGCUAAAGUCUGCAGUUCUCUUUAGUCACAGAGCUCUCCACUUUCACAUCUUUGCUGAGGAUGAGCUUCAUUCUGGCUUCAGAGAUGCUUUGGAGUCAUGGCCAGUAAGGUUCCGUUCUAAAUUUAACUACACUACCUACCCCAUCACCUUCCCCAGGGAUAAUGCCAAGGAAUGGAAGAGACUGUUUAAACCUUGUGCUUCCCAAAGGCUUUUCCUGCCUCUCAUCCUCGCUGAGGUGGAUUCUCUGCUCUACGUGGACACGGACAUCCUGUUCCUGCAGCCAGUAGAACAGAUCUGGAAUUUUCUUUCCCAGUUUAACAGCAGUCACAUGGCAGCCAUGGCACCUGAGCACGAGGAGCCGAGAAUCGGCUGGUAUAACCGAUUUGCACGGCACCCGUAUUAUGGCAAAACUGGUGUCAACUCUGGAGUCAUGCUUAUGAAUAUGACGCGCAUCAGAGCCAAACGCUUCAAGAAUGAUAUGACAACAGUUCACCUGAGAUGGACGGACUUGCUUAUGCCACUACUACAGAAAUACAAGCUCAAUAUCACAUGGGGGGACCAAGACCUCCUCAACAUCAUAUUCCACUACAAUCCAGAAAGCCUGUUUGUGUUCCCGUGCCAUUGGAACUAUCGCCCAGACCACUGCAUCUAUGGCAGCAACUGUGCUGCUGCUGAACAACAUGGAGUUUACAUUCUCCAUGGCAAUCGAGGUGUUUACCAUGACGACAAACAGCCCGCAUUCCGAGCCAUUUAUGAAGCCAUUCAGAAAUACCCAUUUGGAGAAGAUGUUGUCGAUUUUCUACUUAAGCCUCUGGAAGAAAAACUAAAGAAUACCAUGCAUACAUAUUGUGGACGAGCCAGUCACCUUUUCACUAAGAAAUUACAGGAGAGCAUCAGUAACCUACAGAAUGACAAUCGCAAUGCCAGAUGAUCUCCUCCAGCUUCGCCCAUGUGAGUUAGUUACAUCUAGAGUGUUGCUAAGGAGAAGGCUAUCCGAUCAUUUAGCACAAAAGUCCUUUUGCACAAUUGUUGUAAACAACCCUGAAGAUGAGUGUUAAGCGUUUGUAAAAUCAUUGAAGCAGUGAAAACGCAUGCACACAUGCUCACCCAGACUUUGGGAGCAUCUUGCUGCCUAUAAACUCCAUUGCUGACCACUCUGUGGUUUUUCUUUUCAUUGCAAUUUUUAUUUAUUUUUUUGUAUUUUAUGUGACAUGCUUUUUUUUUUUUUUUUAAGAAUUAGAAGCCUUUAUUUGUCACAUACACAUUACAGACCUGGAAGCCAACUGUCACUGAACUGGUGUACUGUGUUAAAUUGUUUGAAGGAAGGAUUGGUGACUAACAUGCGGGCUUCAUCAUACGUGGCGGAGUGGCGAAAUACAAUUGCUCAUAUUCGAUCGGAAAAGCAGCAACUUCCAUUAAAAAAAAUCCAUCAUCUUUAAACACGAUCCAUCCAUCCAUCUUAGCAUAUCACUACAGUGACGUGGCUGCUCUAACGGCUUCAGCCAUCAAAGUGUCUAGGGAGCAUUACAGUAGUGGUUUCCCGUUGCCUUCUACUGGAUUAUUAUAGAGGUUUUCUUCCCUCAACCAUUCACACUCACACAUACGGUCAAUUUAGAGCCACUAAUUAUCCUAACCUGCAUGUCUUUGGACUGUGGGGGGAAACCGGAGGAAACUCACGGGGAGAACAUGCAAACUCCACACGAAGGCCCUCGUCGACUGCUGGGCUUGAACCCAGAACCUUCUUGCUGUGAGGCGACAGUGCUAACCACUACACCACCGUGCCGCCCUUUUAAAGGAACAGUCCACCGUACUUCCAUAAUGAAAUAUGUUCUUUUCUGAAUU